AUGGUCUCCGACAACUCUACGUGGACCCCCGAGACCGUGCUCUCUACCCUCCCCUACCGCCUAGAGGAGAACUCUACGUCGCCUGUCCCCUUCUUCCACUUGAUCGAGCGCCUUAAGACUACCAAGCGCGAGGGCUGGCGCCGCUUCGGCAUCGAUAAUGGAGAGUCAAUCUCUGACCAUAUGUACCGCAUGUCGAUCAUGACGAUGAUGGCCCCGCCGUCCCUGGCAGAGAAGAUCAACAUUCCGCGCUGCAUAAAGAUGGCCUUGAUCCAUGAUAUGGCCGAGGCGCUUGUCGGCGAUAUCACUCCAGUCGAUCCCGUCACUAAGCCCGAGAAGGCUCGUCGUGAGGCCUCCGUUAUGGAUUACAUCACCUCUACCCUCCUCGGCAAGGCGAACGAGAGUGAUGAGGCCAAAUUCGUGCAUGAUAUCGACAAGAUGGAGCUGCUGUUGCAAAUGGUUGAGUAUGAGCGCGCGCAUAAGGUGGAUCUCACCGAGUUCACCCAUGUCAGGAAGCGCAUUCAGUUUGAACCGAUUCAGAAAUGGGCUGAUGAAGUUAUUCUGGGGAGACCGAACAAGGCAUAG
Penicillium hordei is the source of this 582-nucleotide messenger RNA. Its product is annotated as HD domain-containing protein. Gene Ontology annotation, molecular function: 5'-deoxynucleotidase activity. The coding region runs from base 1 to 582 and encodes 193 amino acids. The record is from RefSeq and is a predicted model, not a curated record. NCBI's taxonomy places the organism in Eukaryota, Fungi, Ascomycota, Eurotiomycetes, Eurotiales, Aspergillaceae. Gene Ontology annotation, cellular component: cytoplasm. The transcript is spliced from 3 exons.